This is a messenger RNA of Brassica rapa (field mustard), 2745 nucleotides long. Its product is annotated as cilia- and flagella-associated protein 251. Gene Ontology annotation, biological process: regulation of DNA-templated transcription. Gene Ontology annotation, molecular function: DNA binding. NCBI's taxonomy places the organism in Eukaryota, Viridiplantae, Streptophyta, Magnoliopsida, Brassicales, Brassicaceae. The record is from RefSeq and is a predicted model, not a curated record.
UUGUCUUUGUAUCAUAAAUCUUCUUCGUUCGAUCUCAGUGGCUCUGCGGCUUCUUACGGUAUGAUGCCAAAGGAUUGUAAUCUGGUGGAUGAAUAUUUGAAGUUUUUUUUUUUUUUGUUUUUGGUUUCGGGCAACUCUUUCUUCCUUUUGGAUCUGGAAUCGAUAGCCUUUCUGGGGGUGACGACGCUGAGUUCGAAGAGGAGGGUGUAUGUGAUAAUGAGUUCAGGACCAGGGAAUUUCUGUCUGGUCCACGUCAGCCUCGUGCCUGUGCUUAAUGUUGUUGGUGAACAGAAACCAAACCGGCACAGCAUAGGAGUCUCAGAGGUUUGGGCUUGACACCAGAUAUCUUAGCUUGUCGGAGCACAAAGAACUAUUGGAAAGAACAAAAUCGACAUCACUGCCCCUACUGGAGCACAAAUCAUUUACGCCAAAUACUCAGGAACCGAGGUUGAGUUCAACGAUAUUCUCAAGGAAGAUGACAUCGUUGGCAUUCUUGAGACAGAGGACAUCAGAGAUCUCAAGCCCUUGAAUGACUGACUCUUCAUUAAGAAACUAAAACCGUCACAGCAUAGUGUCCGAGGCUUGGGCUUGACACCAGAUAUCUUAGCUUGUCGGAGCACAAAGGCUUGUCUCUCAUCUAGAAAUUUUGAGUAUCUUGUGUGUUGUUUAUCUUCUAUUUCGGAUACAAAAUUCUCAAAUCUAAAAGAAGCUAAAAGAAAAACUAGCUCCAGUUUUGCGAUUGUCCCGGCGCUUGAGCAUAUCUUCACUCUCUUUGAUGCUCCCAACAUUUGGCACAUUCCUAUUUUGCUAGGAUCAGAAGUCUCAUCUUGUUUUUGCCUUUUGGUGUUCUUGAUAUGUUGUUUGGUGGGUUGGAUUCCUGAUGUAAAUCUCAAACCAACAUCACAUGUAUGCUUUUUACCUGUUCACAAGUUUUAAACUAGAAUCAUGCUUUUUUAUUCUGUGUUUGAGCAUAAUCCAGAUGCGUAUAAAGCUGCUAAAGGUUUGAGGAUGUAUUCCCUGCAACGCAAAUGCAACAGGAGCCUAGAAAAGAUAAUAUUGGAAGCUGUAAUGAUUACAUGUUGGUUGAAAGUAUUGGAGGUCAGUAUUGUGACCGUCUGUCUCAUUAUGCUUUUACAGAUAAAGAUAGGUAAAUAAAAAUAUUAGUAUGAAACAGUAUUAUUGGUUGGGGAGGGGUUGUUUAAACCUUUGGAGAAGUUUUGGGGUUUUUUAAAUCCUUUGGAGAAGUUUUGGGGUUUUUUUAAAACCUUUUCUGAUAUGUUGAGAGAGGAGAGCAAGAGCAAGAGCAAAUAUGGCGGCACCAAAUCCAGCAAAUAUGGCGGCGGCACCAAAUCCUCCACUAGUUCUCCCUGAUUAUGUACGAUUUUCUCCCAAGAGUCCUGAAGUGAUCCUUUUGCUCAAGCGUUUCAUACGGAAGGAGCAGAUGCCUACUUGUGCUGUACAGUUUCGUUCCCAUGCAGAUCUCCAAGACACAGUAUCUAGUAACGGGUGGAGUGCAGCAGCGUAUCCUUAUUUUGAAGAAGAUGAAUACUGGUUUUUUCUGCAUAGGAAACAACAAGCCACGGAUAAGAAGAAUGUUGAUAGAAGGCUUGGAGACUUGGGGACAUGGAAGGCAAGGGGCAGGAGUACUAACAUCUACAUUGGUGCGCAGCUGGUAGGCAUCAAACAGAAGUAUGAACUUAUGAAAGGCAAAGUUAAAACUGGAUGGUUCCAAUUCGAGUACACAAGGUUUUCCAACAAGUUCGACAAAAUCUGUGUAGCCCAUCUCAUCUUUGUCAAGAAGCCUGAAGUGGAUUAUCCUUCUGAUAUCAGUGAAGAAGAAGAAGAAGAAGAAGAAGAAGAAGAAGAACAAGAACAAGAACAAGAACAAGAACAAGAACAAGAAGAAGAAGAAGAAGAAGAAGAAGAAUCUGCUGAUGAGGAAGAGCAGGGUUUGCAGGUACAGGCUCCUGAGGUUGAACUUGUGAAUGAGCAGCAGGGUCUGCAUGAGCAGGUGUUGAACUUGGAAGAAGAAGAAGCUGCUGCUUCUGAUGAGGUAGAGCAGACACUUGCAAAUGAGCAGCAGAGGUUGCAGCAGGUGCAGUCUCAUGAGGUUGAACUUGGGAAUGAGCAUCAGGGUCUGCAGGAGCAGGUGGUCAACUUUGCUCAUGAGGAAGCGCUACCACUUGUGAAUGGGCAGCAGGGGCAUUCUCUGGACGAUGACGACGACGAGGACUGGGCUCGCUUCUUGAACACUGACGAUGAUGGUCUGGCGAUUGAUGACUUGUUCGAAGAUGGUGAUUCAGAAAAGACGCUAGGACAUGUGAACGAGCAGCAGAGUCUGCAGGAUCAGGUGCUGAACUUGGAAGAAGAAGCUGCUGCUGCUGCUGAUGAUGAGGAAGAGCAGACACGUGUGAAUGAGGUGGAGCAGCAGGGGGGGGUUGCAGGUACAUCCUCAUGAGGGUGAACUUGGAAGAAGCAGCUGCUGAUGAUACGUGGACUCGCUACUUGAACACGAUGUUUGUUGAGUUCUUGGGAGAUGAUAAUUCAGAAAGACACUAGAAAGAUUAAAUGAAGCUUCAUGUCGUUGAACUUGUUAUGUUUUGUCCUGAGACUUCUCUUAUGUUUUGUCUUGAGACUUCUCUUAUGUUUUGUCGUUAGACUUCUCUUUUUGGAAACAGCUUUUACCACGUGACUGCAUAUCUUCUACCUCCAGAUUAGUGGUACUGAGAAAUUAGCUUGCAUUCA